Messenger RNA from Drosophila grimshawi, 1498 nucleotides. Its product is annotated as transforming growth factor beta-1-induced transcript 1 protein. The transcript has 5 exons. The record is from RefSeq and is a predicted model, not a curated record. Gene Ontology annotation, biological process: positive regulation of integrin-mediated signaling pathway; cell-cell junction organization; cell-cell adhesion. Lineage: Eukaryota; Metazoa; Arthropoda; Insecta; Diptera; Drosophilidae. Gene Ontology annotation, cellular component: cytoplasm; Z disc; focal adhesion. The coding region runs from base 148 to 687 and encodes 179 amino acids. Gene Ontology annotation, molecular function: transcription coregulator activity.
UCUGUGGUCUGUCUGAUGAGUAUUGCGAGGAGUGCCUCUAAAGUUGCAAAAUUUCGUUUCUAAGUUGCUGGUGACGCAAAGCAGCACCGAAUCCAAAAUCAAAACCUCAAUAAAAACCAAAGUAACGAAGAAUCAACAAGACACAAAAUGUCGGAGACGCCAUCAGUCUGUCACAAGUGCAAUGAGGUCAUAGAAAAUCGCAUCAUUACGGCCCUGGGCAAGAACUGGCAUCCGGAGCACUUCGCAUGCAAGGACUGCCAGCGCCCCAUCAAGGAGGCCACCUUCAACAUACAGAGCGGGGAGCCGGUCUGCUCCGAGUGCUUUGUCAGCAACUAUUCGGGCACCUGCUUUGGCUGCAAGCUGCCCAUCUUGGAGCGCACCAUCAAGGCCAUGGACCAGUCGUGGCAUGAGGAAUGCUUCGUUUGUGCCGGUCCAUGCAAGAAGCCAUUGGUGGGCACCUCCUUCUACGAGCGCGACGGUAAACCCUAUUGUCGCAUCGACUUCGAACAAAUGUUUGCGGCCCGCUGCUUUGGCUGCACCAAGGUCAUCACGGAGAAUGCAAUUGUUGCGCUCAAUGGCAAGUGGCAUCGGGAAUGCUUCAAGUGCAAGAAGUGCCAGACGCCCAUAACGGAGAGCACGUUCGCCGUCGAGGAUCAGAAGCCACUGUGCGCUGCCUGUUCCGGUUAGGCGGCUAUAUCCUUACUCGGCAUACCCUUAUUCCCUUCCCUUACACCAACCCUUUGCACAAGCACACACAUACACACACACACACAGACACACACACACACACACACAGAUAGACACAUACAAGCACACAUCGAUGUAUAUUAAAGAUGUUUAUGGUAUUUGUAGUAUUCGCAAUUGUUGAACAAACUUAAAGCAUAUAACAAACUUUUAGAGUUUACACACAUGAAAUUCGAUUGUCAACUCAACGUUCAAGUUCAAGCUAACCAACGGGCAAAGAGUCCCACUACACUCUGUCUCUCUCCAUCUCUCUCUCACUCGUUCUCUCUCUCUCUCUGUCUCUCUCUGACCCCUGUUUACAUGCUCCAGCAAACCUCCUUCGUCUGCUCCUCCACAAUUUGCUGAAUUCGAAUGCAAAAUGAAAAUAUUUAUUUAUAAGAUGCAUUUUACAUGAAAAAUGCAUUUGAAAAAACACCUGCCAGAAGGAGGAGUGCGACCAAAUAUGUGGGUGUAGUUGAUGUAUAGUUGGGUGUGGGUGUAGUGAGUGUCGCUUUGUCCGCGUGAUUAACCGUAUAUAAGAUUAAACUAUAUAAUUGUUUUAAGUAUUUAAACUACACAAGAAAAAAAAAACACUCGCCUGUCUCACACUCUCGCUCUCCCUCCACCUCUCUCUCUCUCUCUCUCUCUCUCUACAGCUCUGUCUCUCUCAGCCUUACAAUGUAUACCAACCAUGUUAUCUCUUUCUAAAUUGUAUUGUGAUUCUCAAGCUCUACAAUAUAUUUUAUGUCAAAUAUAUAUGAAAAUUAAUCUUGAA